Molecule: messenger RNA, 1366 nt
Organism: Anopheles coluzzii
Lineage: Eukaryota; Metazoa; Arthropoda; Insecta; Diptera; Culicidae
Product: peptidoglycan recognition protein-like
Exons: 3
Coding region: 569-1171 (200 amino acids)
Biological process (GO): peptidoglycan catabolic process; innate immune response
Molecular function (GO): N-acetylmuramoyl-L-alanine amidase activity; zinc ion binding; peptidoglycan binding
Source: RefSeq, a predicted model, not a curated record
CGGUCCCGGUCGAUGCAGUGUGCCUUGCUCCACGCAGUGAAGAGCGCGCGCGUGUGUUCUAGCCGUCCGUGGACCGAAUCUCUCUGUGUUGGUGCGCUUGAAAAAUACCUCCAAUGCGAUUAGGCAGCUUAGUAAGCGUGCGGUCUGACAGCUGAUAAGAACGUCGCCUGGCUCUCGGGUUUAAACCAGUCUGACGUGCAGGUGGAGGCUUAGCCGGAACAGUUUGACGGUCACAGACAGUAGAACAAUUGAAACAGUGGCUUUGCGCUUGAAGAUACGAUCGUUCUCAUAGUGUGAGUUACGGACCGGUCAUCUACACUACAGUCGUGAACGGAUUUGGAUGUCAAGAGGCAGCAAUAACACAUUCGCCGCCGAUUGUCGCGCACAGAUGAUGUGACGUAGUGUUUGUGACAGCCUCGACCCUGGAAGCGUCAGCUCUGUUCUGCACAGGUGGCCUUGUGAAAUGUGAGCUGCAACAACCUACCUGUAAACUACUAUAACUCACAAACAAACACAAACAGAUAAGCAAACGUCAUUCUGAGAGUCACUCUGAGCACAAAUCAAGACAAUGAUGCUGUUCGGAGGCAUUUUACCGUAUCUGCUUGUGCUAUGGCAGCUACUGGCUUCGGUCGAUGUCGCCUGGGCCCAGGACGAGCCGGCCCAGGAAUCCGCCUGCCCAGCCAUCGUGAAGCGGGCGGCCUGGGGUGCAGUCAAGUCGAAGAACGUCACCUACCAGCUGAAACCGGUCGCGAACGUGAUCGUGCACCAUACGACCGGGGAGCGGUGCGCGACAGUGGCCACCUGCAAGGAGAUGGUGGCAAACAUACAGACCUACCACCAGACCGACAACCGGUGGAGUGACAUCGGCUACAACUUCCUAAUCAGCGGGCAGAAUGUGUACGAGGGCAUCGGCUGGCACCGGAUGGGGGCGCAUCUGCGCGGCUACAACGACAAAUCGAUCGGCGUCGCCUUCCUGGGCAACUUUGACCAAGAGCGGCCGACCCCCCGCAGCCUCAACCUGCUUGCCCGGCUACUGCAGUGCGGUGUCGAGCUGGGCGAGCUAGCCGACGACUACCGGCUGUACGGUGCCCGCCAGCUCCAGAGCACCAACAGCCCGGGCCGGUAUCUGUACGCGAAGCUGCAAGAGUUUGACCACUGGCAGGCGCAAUAGUAGAAGUAAAAGAACGACUCUGCUCUCUAUUUGCAAAAGACAAAAAACCCGGAAAUACCCAAUAUCAAUAAAGAGGUUUUCACGUACAUGGCUCGGUUAGGAUGCGGUCCCGAUCUUCGCCAACCCCGUGGUUGCGUGCGUUGUGGCCGUUUCUUUGCCGUUCGCUGUGCGGAAAACAAUUUGAGCUAUUCACAA